Messenger RNA from Catharus ustulatus (Swainson's thrush), 743 nucleotides. It is a transcript of the gene PSPN, whose product is annotated as persephin. The coding region runs from base 63 to 440 and encodes 125 amino acids. Gene Ontology annotation, molecular function: receptor tyrosine kinase binding; glial cell-derived neurotrophic factor receptor binding; growth factor activity. Lineage: Eukaryota; Metazoa; Chordata; Aves; Passeriformes; Turdidae. The record is from RefSeq and is a predicted model, not a curated record. The transcript has a single exon.
CCUCCCCCUGCGCCCCCCAUAAAUCCCCCUGGCCCCCCUGGAUUGUCCGGAGGGGACUCAGGAUGGCGAGGCCGGGACUCUCUUGGUGCUUCCUCCUCCUCCUCCUCCUCCUCCUCCUGCUGCUCGGGCCCUGCCGCGCCCCCCCCGCCGCGCCCCCCGCCGCCCCCUGCGGGCUCCGCAGCGUCUCGGUUGGGGUGGGGGCGCUGGGGCUGGGGUACCCCUCCCCCGAGACCGUCGUGUUCCGCUACUGCGGGGGGGGCUGCCCCGCGCCCCCCACCCUGCACGGGCUGGCGCUGGGGGCCGUGCUGGGCCCGGGGGGGCCCGCGGGGGGGCCCUGCUGCCGCCCCACCCGCUACGAGGACGUGGUGUUCCUGGACUCGGGGCUGCGCUGGCAGCGGCUGCCGCAGCUCUCGGCGGGGGCCUGCGCCUGCCUGGGGUGAGACCCCCCCCCAAAAAAAAAACCUCAAUCCCCUCCUGGCCGGUCAGAAGUGCUUCCCUUCAAAACUACCCCCCCCCGCCCCCAAAACUCCUCCCCAUGUGUCGGGGGGAGGUUUGGGGGUCCCUCCAAGCACCCCCAAAAGCACCCCCUGGCUGUCAGCUCGGGGGGGUUUGGGAGCUCCCCAAAGGCUCCCCCAAAACAGCCCCCCAAGAGCCGAGUGCAGGGGCAUCGCUGUUUAUUGGGGGAGCUCAUUUCGGGGCUGGGGGCUCGCGGGGGUCCUCAAUAAACGCUGGGAGGUCGCUGA